Lutzomyia longipalpis is the source of this 1143-nucleotide messenger RNA. RefSeq lists its product as uncharacterized. Gene Ontology annotation, biological process: nucleosome assembly. Lineage: Eukaryota; Metazoa; Arthropoda; Insecta; Diptera; Psychodidae. The record is from RefSeq and is a predicted model, not a curated record. Gene Ontology annotation, molecular function: DNA binding; structural constituent of chromatin; protein heterodimerization activity. Gene Ontology annotation, cellular component: nucleosome.
AUGUCUUCCGUGGAGGAAGACAACAUUUUGGAAAAGGAGAUCGCCCUGCUCAGUGAGAAGCAUUCCGAGGAGCUCUCUCUUAGUCACCUGCAGCUAGUUGUGGCCACAAAAACCAUCGAAGAGCUGCGUGAGAAGCUGGGGAAAUGCAUGAAUGCGCAAAGGAAGGAGGAAAAGACACGCUCAAUCCAUGGUGAGCUCCACUUCCCCGUGGGUCGCAUCCAUUGUUUCCUGCGCAUGGGAAACUAUGCUGGGAAUGCCGGUGCUGGUGCUCCUCCGGAUUUGAUGAUGUCGGCCGAGAAGCUGGCCCCAUUCAUCCGCAGAUGCUUGAAAUCUGCCGUCGAAAGUGGUGCUCUUGUACAAACAAAGGGAAAGGGAGCAUCUGGCUCCUGCAAAUUGGCCAUAACAGCCAAGGCUGAAGAGAAAACAACAAAACAGAAGCCACGUGCCCCGAAGAGAGCUGCAACAAGUGAGAAGAAAGCAAAGAAAGCCCCAGCAUUGCUAAAGAAGCCAACGGCAGCAGCAAAGAAAGCUGUGACGGCAAAGAAGCCAAGUGAUGAGAAGAAGACCCCGCUGCUUCACGGAAAAAUGCUGGUGAAGCAAAGAAGGUAGCGCCAAAGCACAAACCAACAAAUCCAUCUGCAAAAUCAGCGGGAAACCGAAAACACCAAAGAAUGCUGCUGACCCCAAAAAGACAGUCACAAUGAAGAAGUAAAAUUCUUCAUUGAAAUCCACAUUAUUUUCUCCCAUACAGCGAAAAACAAAACAAAACAGCCCUUUUCAGGGCUCUCAGAAAAUCCAUAAAGAGUUGAUCAAUGAAUUUCACUAUUUUUAAAAAACUUAAUUCUCUAAAAUCAUGUCAUCCUCCGGAUUUCAUGAUUUUAUACAAAAAAAAAACGCACUUUUCAGGGCGAAAAAAAGACAUUAAUUAGCUGGCCAUCCGCAGUUAGGAAAUUGAAUUAAUUGCUAUCUGGCGCAACAAUUGCGAACAAAAAACCGCCCUUUUCAGGGCGACAAGAACAUUGAAUAAAGAGUUUUAUUGAAUUUCUUUAAAGAAAAAAAAAGCCAUAAAAUUUUAUUUAAUAAAUUUUAAUUCAAUAAAUUCUUUUGUACUUAAAAAAAUAUUUUAAUUAUUCAUUUUUUAAC